Messenger RNA from Coregonus sp. 'balchen', 17357 nucleotides. The record is from the annotation of a GenBank genome assembly. NCBI's taxonomy places the organism in Eukaryota, Metazoa, Chordata, Actinopteri, Salmoniformes, Salmonidae.
AUGGUGGAGGUCAUGGAGUUGGCCCUCAGGAGGUGGAGCUAACAGACGAAGAGAAGGAGAUCAUCAACAGUGUUCUGGCUCGGGCUGAGACCAUGGAGGCUAUGGAGCAGGAGAGGAUCGGGUGAGAGAGAGAGAGAGAGAAAGAGACAGAGUGAGAGAGAACGCGAGAGAGCGCGAGAGAGAGAGAGAGAGAGCGCGAGAGAGAGAGAGAGAGAGAGAGAGAGAGGGAGAGAGAGAGAGAGAGAGAGAGAGAGAGAGAGAGAGAGAGGGAGAGAGAGAGAGAGAGAACUGUGUGUGCAUGCGUGAGUGUUUGUCUUUGUGUGUGUGUGUGUGUGUGUGCGUGUCCGUGUGCGUGUGUGUGUGUGUGUGUGUGCAUACUGUGUGAUCUCUCCUCUAGGCGGUUGGCGACCUAUCUGGACAGUGUGUGUCUUUUGUGUGUGUGUGUUCUGCAGGCGUUUUGUCACUAAGUUGGACAGUAUGAAGAAGACGGCGUGUGGAGAUGGUCAGUCUCGUUGUCUGCUGUGUGGAGAGACGUUUGGCCAGCAGGGAGUCACCUCUGUACUCUGUUCCCACUGCAAUAAGGUAACAAACACACCUACCUACAGAGAAUACUACAACACAUUGACGGGACUCACAGGGGUAAACUCCUGUAUCUCCUGUAACUCCUAUAUCUCCUGUAACUCCUGUAUCUCCUGUAACUCCUGUAUCUCCUGUAUCUACGGUAUCUCCUGUAAUUACGGUAUCUCCUGUAUCUACGGUAUCUCCUGUAUCCCCGGUAUCUCCUGUAUCUACUGUAACUCAUUCUGUUUGUCCCUUUCUUUUGUUCUACUUUCUAGUUCUUGUUACUUCCAGCAAAGAUGAUACUGUCUGUAAGGUUCACUACAUGAGUGUGUGUGUGUGUGUGUGUGUGUGUGUGUGUGUGUGUGUGUGUUUCUGCCCCCAGCACAUGUGCAGUAAGUGUGGGAUUCAGAACAGCCAUUUGUCAUAUCCAGUGUGGGUCUGUAGGAUCUGCAGUGAACAGAGAGACAGAGAGAGAGAGAGAGACAGAGAGAGAGAGAGAGAGAGAGAGAGAGAGAGAGAGAGAGAGAGAGAGAGAGAGAGAGAGAGAGAGAGAAGAGAGAGAGAGAGAGAGAGAGAGAGAGAGAGAGAGAGAGAGAGAGAGAGAGAGAGAGAGAGAGAGAGAGAGGAGAGAGAGAGGAGAGAGAGAGAGAGAGAGAGAGAGAGAGAGAGAGAGAGAGAUGACAAGGGGAGAGUGAUGAGGGGAAGAAAGAAGGGGUGGAGAGACAGUCAUUAGCUUUAAUAAUUCUCAGUACCCCAUCUAAUUAUCCUCCAUUGAAUAUUCCCUCUUAUGAGAAACAAUUGUGGUUGCUUGUCCCUUCAGAAUCUAAAGUGGGGAGAGAGGAAGAGAAGGGGUAGAAGAGAGAGGAGAAAGGGUAGAAGAGAGAGAAUGAGAAAGAGAAAGGAUAGAAGAGAGAGAAGGAGAAAGAGAAAGGGUAGAAAAUGAGAAAGAGAAGGGGUAGAACAGAGAGAAGGAGGGAGAUGAGGGUUCAGCUGGUUCAGACUAAAUCACGCUCAUUUUAUUUGCUAAGUCCGUUCCACAGUGUUCUUUAGUGCUGGCCCUGUGUUCGGUGAAACCGCUCCCCCAGGGAACUCAGACCCUUUAAUUAAAUGGUCUUACCUGUCAGUCAAUGGGCGAUAACUAAUCUGCUAAGCACGCUACCCCCCCACUCUCUCUCUCUCCAUCUCAUUCUCUCUGUCUCUCACCAUCUAAUUCUCUCUCUCUCCAUCUCUCUCUAGUUGUCUUUCUCGCGCUCUCUCUCUCACUCUCACUCUAUCUCUCUCUUUCUCUACAUCUCUUCCUCUCUCUCUCAUUCUCUGUGUCUCUCCAUCUCUCUUUCUGUGUCUAGAUGUUGAAGCGUUCUGGAGCAUGGUUCUUUAAGGGCCAUCCCCAGCAGCUCCUCCCUGCUCCCCUGCCCAUCUCCAGGCCCAGAGGGACAGGUACAGAGAGCCCCCGUACCCAGACCCCUACCCAUGCCCAUCACCAGCCCAGCGCCCAGCCCUAUCCCCGUACCCAGCCAAGCUACCAGCCAGACCCUGGUGCCGAGGACUGCACAGAGCGGCAGGAGCAGCAGGAUAACUACUACUCCAACACACAGAACCAAGGUGAGCAGUGGAAACAAGCAUUUCGAUUUCACUACUAGUUGGACUUGUAUGAGAGGUAUAAGCAAAAGCUUUUAGUAUAUAUCUCAGAUGUUUGGUAUCGAGGACAUGUAAUCUUCCUCUCUCCGUCUUGUCUCAGAGCCCACUGAUGAGCCCCCGUACUCCAGUUCAGAGCAACAGGACCCAGAGGGCUAUAGCUCUGCUCAGACAUUAGGGGGCGUUGCUGAGGCCCAGGUUAGCCCUGCCGUGGAGGAGGAGGUGGUGAAGAUGGAGAGACAGUUAGGCUCCAGACCUCCCACAGCCAGGGGAAGAGAGAACACACCAGCACCAGCUGACACUGUCACAGCACAGGGUAUGAUUGAAGGGACAGUUCACCCAAAUUACAAAAUUACAUCUGUGUUGCCUUACUCCCACUGAGAGCAGUCAAUGGAUAAGAAGAAACAGCUUUGGUUUUGUUUACCUACCAAUUGCCACCAACGGCUAACUUGCAUAAUCCCUUCUACUUUGAGAUUGAGACUGGCUAAAUAUCUGUAUUUCUCUUCUUCAGCCCCUGCACCACAGAAGAGCAGAUACCCUCAGCAGAGAGAGGAGAGAACGCCACUUCCAGUCAGGGAGGAGAAACCCACUCCUGCCCCCAAACCCACCCCGGCACCACGCAUAGCCCCCGCUCCUGUCGAGGACGAUGACAAUGAAUACGACUCUGAUGAAUCCAGUAAGUGAGUGUGUGUGUGUUUGGUUUUACAAGGAUAGUGCGGAAAAGUGGGGACAUUUUCCCAGUCCCCACAAGGAAAAAGGCUUAGGGUUUAGGUUUAGGGUUAGGGUUAAAAUUAUAAUUAUGGUUAGAAUUAGGGUUAGAUUUAGAGUUAGGAGUUUGGGGUUAAGGGUUAGGGUUAGGUUAAGGGUUAGGUUUUGGGUUAGGGGUUACAACACAUCCGCCAGGCUGACCCUCAACACGGUGUCCCGUCAGGGGUGGGUGCUUAGUCCCCUCCUGUACUCCCUGUUCACCCACGACUGUGUGGCCGUGCACGACUUCUACACCAGCAUUAAGUUUGCUGACGACACAAUGUUGGUUGGCCUGAUCAUCGACGACAAUGAGACAGCCUGUAGGGUGGAGGUCAGAGACCUGGCAGUGUGGUGCCAGGACAACAACCUUUCCCUCAACGUCAGCAAGACAAAGGAACUGAUCGCGGACUACAGGAAACGGAGGGCCGAGCACGCCCCCAUUCACAUCGUCGUUGCUGUAGUGGAGCGGGUCAAGAGCUUCAAGAUCUUAGGUGUCCACAUCACUAAGGGAUUAUAAUGGUCCACACACACCAACACAGUUGUGAAGAAGGCACGACAAUGCCUCUUCACCUUCAGGAGGCUGAAAAGAUUUGGCAUGGGCCCUCAGAUCCUCAAGUUAUACAGCUGCACCAUUGAGCGCUGCACCACCGCUUGGUAUGGCAACUGCAAGGCAACUGACCGCAAGGUGCUAUAGAGGGUGCUGCUCCCUGCCAUCCAGGACCUCUAUACCAGGCAGUGUCAGAGGAAGGCCCUAAAAAUUAUCAAAGACUCCAGCCAACCAAGUCAUAGACUGUUCUCUCUGCUGCCACAUGGCAAGCGAUACCAAUGCACCAAGUAUGGACCAACAGGACCCUGAACAGCUUCUACCCACAAGCCAUAAGACUGCUAAAGCAUUGACCCUUUUUGUGCUAAUUAUUUUGACUCAUCACAUGCACUGCUGCUACUGUUUAAUAUCUAUCCUGUUGCCUAGUCACUUUCCCCCUCCUACAGUGCAUUUGGAAAGUAUUCAGACCCUUUGACUUUUUCCGCAUUUUGUUACAUUACAGGCUUAUUCUAAGAUGGAUUCUAUUGUUUUUUCCCCCCUCAUCAAUCUACACACAAUACCCCAUAAUGACAAAGCAAAAACAGGUUUUUAGAAUUUUUAGCAAAUCUGUUAAAAGUAAAAAACUCAAAUAUCACAUUUAUAUACGUUUUCAGACCCUUUACUCUGUAAUUUGUUGAAGCACCUUUGGCAGCGAUUACAGCCUUGAGUCUUCUUGGGUAUGACGCUACAAGCUUGGCACACCUGUAUUUGGGGAGUUUCUCCCAUUCUUCUCUGCAGAUCCUCUCAAGCUCUGUCAGGUUGGAUGGGGAGCGUCGCUGCCCAGCUAUUUUCAGGUCUCUCCAGAGAUGUUAGAUCGGGUUCAAGUCCAGGUUCUGGCUUGGCCACUCAAGGGCAUUCAGAGACUUGCCCCGAAGCCACUCCUGCGUUGUCUUGGCUGUGUGCUUAGGGUCGUUGUCCUGUUGGAAGGUGACCCUUUGCCCCAGUCUGAGGUCCUGAGCACUCUGGAGCAGGUUUUCAUCAAGGAUCUCUCUGUACUUUGCUCUGUUCAUCUUUCCCUCAAUCCUGACUAGUCUCCCAGUCACUGCUGCUGAAAAACAUCCCCACAGCAUGAUGCUGCCACCACAAUGCUUCACCGUAGGGAUGGUGCCAGGUUUCCUCCAGACGUGAUGCUUGGCAUUCAGGCUAAAGAGCUCAAUCUUGGUUUCAUCAGACCAGAAAAUCUUGUUUCUCAUGGUCUGAGAGUCCUUUAGGUGCCUUUUGGCAAACUCCAAGCGGGCUGUCAUGUGCCUUUUACUGAGGAGUGGCUUCCGUCUACCAUAAAGGCCUGAUUGGUGGAGUGCUGCAGAGAUGGUUGUCCUUCUGGAAGGUUCUUCCAUCUCCACAGAGGAAAUCUGGAGCUCUGUCAGAGUGACCAUCGGGUUCUUGGUCACCUCCCUGACCAAGGCCCUUCUCCCCCGAUUGCUCAGUUUUGCAGGGCGGCCAGCUCUAGGAAGAGUCUUGGUGGUUCCAAACUUCUUCCAUUUAAGAAUGAUGGAGGCCACUGUGUUCUUUGGGACCGCCAAUGCUGAAGACAUGUUUUGGUACCGUUCCCCAGAUCCUGUGUCUGAGCUCUACGGACAAUUCCUCAUGGCUUUGGUUUUUGCUCUGACAUGCACUGUCAACUGUGGGACCUUAUAUAGACAGGUGUGUUCCUUUCCAAAUCAUAUCCAAUCAAUUGAAUUUACCACAGGUAGACUCCAGUCAAGUUGUAGUAGCAAAGGGUCUGAAUACUUAUGUAAAUAAGGUAUCUGUUUAUUAUGUUUAAAACAUUUACAAAAAUGUAUAGAAAUCUGUUUUCACUUCGUCAUUAUGGGGUAUUGUGUGUAGAUUGAUGAGGAACAUUUGUAAUUUAAUAAAUUUUAGAAUAAGGCUGUAACGUAACAAAAUGUGGAUAAAGGGAAGGGAUCUGAAUACUUUCCGAAUGCACUGUAUAUGUACAUAUCUACCUCAAUUACCUCGUACCCCUGCACAUCGACUCAGUACUGGUACCCCGUGUAUAUAGCCAAGUUAUCGUUACUCAUUGUGUCCAUAUUUAUUCCUUGUGUUAUUAUUUCUCUAUUAUUUCUCAUCUUUUCUCUCUGCAUUGUUGGGAAGUCAGGAAGCAUUUCACCGUUUGCCUACACCUGUUGUUUACGAAGCAUGUGACAAAUACAAUUUGUCACAUGGGAAAAUUGGAUUUUGAAUGGGAAACAAUUGUUUGCAAAACAAACGUGUGUGUGUGUGGUUCCUUUUUAUUAAUUUCAAACAUUUGAUGACUUCCUCUACCUUGUCGCUAAACACGAUCCUCUACAUGCUGUGUAGCUACAUAACAAUCAAACUUUGUUAGCCCACAGGGGAAUGUGGUUCCCAAGCAGGGACAAUGUAGAACAACCAUAAAAUACACAUAUUCUACUGCACAGACACUCGCCUUCACUCUGUGAUUCUGUUAUUCCCUCACUCUCUCACUCUCUCUCUUUCUCUCUCUCUCUCCCUCUCUCUUUGUUGGUUGCAGUAACCAAUCUGAUGCUCUUUUGUCAUUAUUUUGUUCUGUCCUUCAGCCACGCUGGGGUUGCUGGAGUUCAUUCUGCAUUAUGAACAGGAGAACAACGCUCUGCCCUGCAACAUAGUCAAAGCCAAGGUAUACACACACACACAUACACAACACAGUGUGUACGCAUAUACAUAUAAACCACAUAGCUUCAAUGACAUGCUUGAAUGGUUCAUCUUUAGGUUGAUAUUCUCUCGCUCUCUCACUUUCUCUCUCUCUCCCUAUGUCUCUCUUUCUCUCUCAGUGUCUAAAGCCGAUGGACUCUAACGGACUAGCAGACCCCUACGUCAAGCUGCACCUCUUACCUGGAGCCAGUAAGGUAACUUCAACACUUCUGGUUUCCUAUAAUCUUCUCUUUGUGUUGUAGCCCUGUGUUUCUUUAAAAAAAAAGGUUUUAUGUAUUUUUUAUUGAGAUCGGACAGUGAAGAGGAGGCAGGAAAGCUAGGAGAGUUUGCAUGUAAGAAUUCGAACCCAAUGCCGACUCUGGCAGCUUAGGCUGUACAUGUGUGCUGUGAACUUUAACCGCUGGACCACACAAUAGGCCUGUACUCCUGCUUCCUGUUGACACAGACGUUCCCCUGGUGAAAUAAUCAUGUACAUCUAUUCAUCUUCUCUCCACAGUCUAACUGUUAGACAGUCUAAAAGUCUAACAAACUUUGCACUAAGUGAAAAUAAGAAAAAUCUUUCCCUCUCUCUCUGUCGCUCUCCCUCUCCAUUUGUCUCCCUCUGUCUCCUGCUCUAUUUCUUCCCCUGUCUCCCCCUCCCCCUCUCCGCGUUUCCUCCAGUCUAACAAGCUGCGCACUAAGACCCUGAAGGGCACUCUGAACCCAGUGUGGAAUGAGACUCUGGUGUACCAUGGUAUCACUGAGGACGACAUGCAGCGCAAAACACUACGGUAAUAACAGCCUCAACCAUACCACUACUGGAUAUAUGUGUGACACACUGGGUCAUCUGAAAUGAUUCGGAAAUGAUUCCUUUCAGUGGCUCUCCAUUUAGAUCAGUAUGAUUUCCCAGAGCUAAAGGGAAAGAGGAGAAUAAAAAUUGUUCUGUGAUGCAAGAAGAGAGUAAGAGAAUAAAACUCCUCUUCCUGGGCCUCCCGAGUGGCACAGCGGUCUAAGGCACUGCAUCACAGUGUUGCAGCAUCACUACAGCCUGGGGUUCGAUCCUGUGAUCAUGACCGGGAGUCCCAUAGGGCGUUGUACAAUUGGCCCAGUGUCGUCCGGGUUAGGAGAGGGUUUGGCUGGGGGGGGGGGCUUUACUUGGCUCAUCGCGCUCUAGUGACUCCUUGUGGCGGGCCGGGCGCCUGCAAGCUGACUUUGGUCGACAGUUGAACAGUGUUUCCUCCGACACAUUGGUGCAGCUGGCUUCCGGGCUAAGUGAGCGAGUGUUAAGAAGCAGCCCGGCUUGGCGGGUCAUGUUUCGGAGGACGCAUGACUCGACCUUCGCCUCUUCCGAGCCCGCUGGGGAGUUGCAGCGAUGAGACAAGAUCGUAAUUGGAUCACAAUUGGAUAUCACGAAAUUGGGAAGAAAAAGGGGGGGAAAUUAAAAGAAUAAGAUAAUAAAAUUCCUCUUCCUGCUUCCAGGCUGUCGGUGAGUGAUAUGGACAAGUUUGGACACAAUGAGUUCAUAGGAGAGACACGUGUUGCUCUGAAGAAACUCAAAGCCAACCAGAAGAAGAACUACAGCGUGUGUCUAGAGAGGGUGGUCCAGGUAAGAACUACAACAGUGUGUGUCCAUGAGUGCAUGCCUGGAGACAGUUGUCUAACCACUGAACCACUUGUGCGUUGUGGAGGCAACUGUUAAUAAUACUGAUAGAAGUGAUCUCACCCCCACGCUCCCUCUUGUCCCAGGUGAAGAAGACAGGCACAAGAGGCUCAGCCCGGGGCAUGUCUCUCUACGAGGAGGAGGUAAGACCCACCCGUUUCUUGUAGUUGGCCACCAGGUUUGCACACAUGUCAGGAGGGAUUUUGUUCCACUCCUCUUUGCAGAUCUUCUCCAAGUCAUUAAGGUUUCGAGGCUGACGUUUGGCAACUCGAACCUUCAGCUCCCUCCAAGGCGUACAAAAUCAGCAGGGGAUCAAAUACUUUUUUACCUCACUGUACAUGUACAAAUGAACUCGACUAACCUGUACCCCCCGCACAUUGUCCGGUACCCCCCGAAUAGCCUCAUUAUUGUUCUUUUAUUGUGUAACUUUUAUUUAGUAAAUAUUUUCUUAACUCUAUUUUCUUAAAACUGCAGUGUUGGUUAAGGGCUUGUAAGGAAGCAUUUCACAGUAAGGUCUACACCUGUUGUAUUCGGCGCAUGUGACAAAUACAAUUUUAUUUGAUUUGAUUUUAACACAGUACUCAGGGUUUACACUUGACGUUCACACCUAAGAUCUACACCUAACACAGUACUCAGGGUGUAAGGUUGGUGUGAGGUGUGACCCAGGUGCGGUGCAGGAUAGACAGUAGGCAGUAGGCAGAGAUGGUGGAACAAGGAUCUUUACUGGAGGUCCAUCCCCCGGAUGGCUGGUGAGGUCGGAUGCGUGCGCCCACUGAAGCAGUCGCAAGCACGCAGCCUUGGGUACGUACAUCCCCGAUGGACCUCCGCCCAGAUCGGGCUCCCGCCGUAGCGCUGCUCUGACCAGCCUAUUGAUUCCCCAUGAAACUGGGGCAGCAAUCAGGGCAUUGGGGACAAUGGGGUCGUCCCAGUCCACCAGGUCCACGGGGUCGAACGGCCGGGAGAACGCGUCAGGCUUGGUGUUCUUCGACCCCGGAUGGUAUGAGAUCGUGAACCGGAACCUGGUGAAGAACAACGCCCACCUGGCCUGGCGUGAGUUGAGCCUCUUGGCCCCCUGAAUGUAGGCUAAGUUCUUAUGGUCAGUCCAUACGACGAAUGGAUGGGCGGCCCCCUCUAGCCAAUGCCUCCACUCCCCCAGGGCAAACUUGACCGCUAGCAGCUCCCGGUUCGUAAUUCCGCUCUGCCGGGGACAGCCGAUGGGAGAAAAACGCGCAGGGGUGAGUCUUACCGUCCAUGAGGAACCGCUGGGACAGGAUUGCUCCCACCGCAACGUCUGAAGCAUCCACCUACACAAUGAACGGCAGGGACGGAUCAGGAUGCCCUAGGACCAGGGCCGAUGUAAAGCACCGCUUAAGCGCAUCAAAUGCGUUCCAUGCUUCCAGGGUCCAGGCGAAGGAGCGCAUGCUCGUCUGGGUGAGGGCUGUAAGGGGAGCGGCUAGGGAGCUAAAAUUGCAAAUAAAAAUUAGCGAACUCUAAAAACCGUUGUAGUUGGUUGAGGGAGGAGGGCUGGGGCCAAUCCAGUACCACGCUGACCUUGGCUGGGUCCAUCCGUAGGUCCCCCUGGGUGACGAUGAACCCCAGGAAGGAGACUGUCUCCGUGUGGAACAUGCACUUCUCCGCCUUGACGUAGAGCUGGUGACAGAGAAGGUGUUGGAGGACCUGCCGAACGUGCUGCUGGUGUUCACUCAUGUCCUUUGAAAAUAUUAGAAUGUCAUCCAAAUACAUGAAGACGCUGUAGUUGUGGAGGUCCCGGAGCACGUCGCAAGCCCGGGUCCGGAACUCCACGGAGUAGUCCGCCACCGAACGGUCAACCUGCCGACAGGCCGUGAGCCGCCUCUCGGCCUCGUACCCCGACACCACCCGAGAGGUGUCGAACACCUUGCAUAGCUCCCGGGUGAAUUGGUAGGAGUCGGAGCAUGCCGGAGUUUGGCUCUCCCACUCCGCGGUAGCCCAGGAAAGGGCCCUGCUGGGCUACCGCGGAGUGGUAAUGUAGACCACCAGCCCUGCUCCGUCGGGAAGGAGGAGGGUUGUAGGCUGAAUACCAGGGAACACUGGGUGAGGAAUUCCCUGCAGCCCUCUGUACGUCCGUCGUACCUCUCCGGAGGUGGUAGGCGGGGUUCCCGCGAUGUCGCAUGUGUUGCCAAUGCGCUACGAUACUGCGCUGCCUCCGCUGGGUCCAUAUUGGCUCAGUUUUCUGUAAGGGUUGGUGUGAGGUGUGUCCCAGGUGCGGUGCAGGAUAGACAGUAGGCAGUAGGCAGAGAUGGUGGAACAAGGAUCUUUACUGGUGGUCCAAAAGCCAGGAUACAAAAUAACAGACUUGUCACGAUAAAAUAAAAGAGGAGCAAAUUGGUCUCCAAAAACAGGCUGACAGCAGAAAUACGAAAUACUAACUAUGACUGAAACAACAAUGAAACAGGGAGAACACUUCUCAAGUACCUGUACAUACGUCUCACGAUCAGACACUGAUUCGUACUGCUUGGCAUCGAGAAACUAGCAGAGAAAACGGAGCAAGGGAACACAGGGAAGUGAGGGCAUAAAUACACAGGUGAACAGGUAGACACAGGUGACACCAAUAGGAUACUGAUUAGUCCAGACUGUGAGUGAGGAGGUGCCUAAGGUUGUCGGAGGAUGACACCUAGUGGGUCGCUCCGGAACUGCGACCCCCUCCUGUAACAUCAGGGUUUACACUUGGCGUUCACACCUAAGAUCUACACCUGACACAGUACUCAGGGUUUACACUUGACGUUCACACCUAAAAUAGUAGCUGAAUUCUGAUGUAUGAUUUAUGUCCAUUGAAUUUAGUGGGAACUUAUUCUGCACCCAUUAGGCAUCCUUGCCUUGCUACACAAUGCAAAUACCUUUCAAGGACAAUGUACAGUUCUAUUCUGAUCUAUUUAUACUGGGACCUGUGGCCCUGGUCCAUAUUCCAGAAGGACAUGGUUGCUUUUACUGUCAGAAUGUUGUGCCUAUAGUUUUCCAGACAUUACAUAACUCAGGUUAUCUAAUGUAUGUGUAACCCAUGUUAGAGAACAUUAUAUUAUCAUGUACUCUAACCUAGAUUAAAUAUACACUGAGUGUACAAAACAUUAAGAACACCUUCCGAAUAUUGAGUUGCACCUACCCCUUUUGCCCACAGAACAGCCUCAAUUUGUCAGGGCAUGUACUCUACAAGGUGUCGAAAGCCUUCCACAGGGAUGCUGGCCCAUGUUGACUCCAAUGCUUCCCAAAGUUGUGUCAAGUUGGCUGGAUGUCCUUUGGGUGGAAACUGUUGAGUGUGAAAAACCCAGCAGCGUUGCAGUUCUUGACACAAACCGGUGUGCCUGGCACUUACUACCAUAGCCCGUUCAAAGGCACUUAAAUAAACUCAGCAAAAAAAGAAACGUCCCUUUUUCAGGACCCUGUCUUUCAUAAAUUCGUAAAAAUCCAAUAACUUCACAGAUCUUCAUUGUAAAGGGUUUAAACACUGUUUCCCAUGCUUGUUCAAUGAACCAUAAACAAUUAAUGAACAUGCAUCUGUGGAACCGUGGUUAAGACACUAACAGCUUACAGACGGUGGGCAAUUAAGGUCAAAGUUAUGAAAACUUAGUACACUAAAGAGGCCUUUCUACAGACUCUGAAAAACACCAAAAGAAAGAUGCCCAUGGUCCCUGCUCAUCUGCGUGAACGUGCCUUAGGCAUGCUACAAGGAGGCAUGAGGACUGCAGAUGUGGCCAGGGCAAUAAAUGUCCGUACUGUGAGAUGCCUAAGACAGCGCUACAGGGAGACAGGAUGGACAGCUGAUCGUCCUCGUAGUGGCAGACCACGUGUAACAACACCUGCACAGGAUCGGUACAUCCGAACAUCACACCUGCGGGACAGGUACAGGAUGGCAACAACAACUGCCCGAGUUACACCAGGAACGCACAAUCCCUCCAUCAGUGCUCAGACUGUCCGCAAUAGGCUGAGAGAGGCUGGCUUGUAGGCCUGUUGUAAGGCAGGUCCUCACCAGACAUCACUGGCAGCAAUGUAGACUAUGGGAACAAACCCACCGUCGCUGGACCAGACAGGACUGGCAAAAAGUGCUCUUCACUGACGAGUCGCGGUUUUGUCUCACCAGGGGUGAUGGUCGGAUUCGCGUUUAUCGUCGAAGGAAUGAGCGUUACACCGAGGCCUGUACUCUGGAGCGGGAUCGAUUUGGAGGUGGAGGGUCCGUCAUAGUCUGGGGCGGUGUGUCACAGCAUCAUCGGACUGAGCUUGUUGUCAUUGCAGGCAAUCUCAACGCUGUGCGUUACAGGGAAGACAUCCUCCUCCCUCAUGUGGUACCCUUCCUGCAGGCUCAUCCUGACAUGACCCUCCAGCAUGACAAUUCCACCAGCCAUACUGCUCGUUCUGUGCGUGAUUUCCUGCAAGACAGGAAUGUCAGUGUUCUGCCAUGGCCAGUGAAGAGCCCGGAUCUCAAUCCCAUUGAGCACGUCUGGGACCUGUUGGAUCGGAGGGUGAGGGCUAGGGACAUUCCCCCCAGAAAUGUCCGGGAACUUGCAGGUGCCUUGGUGGAAGAGUGGGGUAACAUCUCACAGCAAGAACUGGCAAAUCUGGUGCAGUCCAUGAGGAGGAGAUGCACUGCAGUACUUAAUGCAGCUGGUGGCCACAUCAGAUACUGACUGUUACUUUUGAUUUUGACCCCCCCUUUGUUCAGGGACACAUUAUUACAUUUCUGUUAGUCACAUGUAUGUGGAACUUGUUAAGUUUAUGUCUCAGUUGUUGAAUCUUGUUAUGUUCAUACAAAUGUUUACACAUGUUAAGUUUGCUGAAAAUAAACGCAGUUGACAGUGAGAGGACGUUUUUUUGCUGAGUUUAUUUUGUCUUGCCCAUUCACCCUCUGAAUGGCACACAUACACAAUCCAUGUCUCAAGACUUUAAAAUAUUUCUUUAACCUAUCUCCUCCCCUUCCUCUACACUGAUUGAAGUGGAUUUAACAGGUGACAUCAAUAAGGGAUCAUAGCUUUCACCUGGUCAGUCUAUGUCAUGGAAAGAGUUAUUAAUGUUUUGUACACUCAGUGUACAUGACUGACCAGGUAAAUACAUGACCAGUAGCAGAGAGAUUAUAUGUACAGUGGCUUGCGAAAGUAUUCACCCCCUCCCCCCCUCCCAUGGCAUUUUUCCUAUUUUGUUGCCUUACAACCUGGAAUUAAAAUUGAUUUUUUGGGGGGUUGUAUCAUUUGAUUUACACUACAUGCCUACCACUUUGAAGAUGCAAAAUAUUUUUUAUUGUGAAACAAACAAGAAAUAAGACAAAAAAACUGAAAACUUGAGCGUGCAUAACUAUUCACCCCCCAAAGUCAAUACUUUGUAGAGCCACCUUUUGCAGCAAUUACAGCUGCAAGUCUCUUGGGGUAUGUCUCUAUAAGCUUGGCACAUCUAGCCACUGGGAUUGUUGCCCAUUCUUCAAGGCAAAACUGCUCCAGCUCCUUCAAGUUGGAUGGGUUCCGCUGGUGUACAGCAAUCUUUAAGUCAUACCACAGAUUAUCAAUUGGAUUGAGGUCUGGGCUUUGACCAGGCCAUUCCAAGACAUUUAAAUGUUUUCCCUUAAACCACUCAAGUGUUGAUUUAGCAGUAUGCUUAGGGUCAUUGUCCUGCUGGAAGGUGAACCUCCGUCCCAGUCUCAAAUCUCUGGAAGACUGAAACAGGUUUCCCUCAAGACUUUCCCUGUAUUUAGUACAGGUAUUUAGUGGGCGGCAGGUAGCUUAGUGGGUAAGAGCGUUGUGCCAGUAACCGAAAGGUCGCUGGUUCUAAUCCCCGAGCCGACUAGGUGAAAAAUCUGUCGAUGUGCCCUUAAGCAAGGCACUUAACCCUAAUUGCUCCUGUAAGUUGCUCUGGAUAAGAGCGUCUGCUAAAUGACUAAAAUGUAAUGUAAAUGUAGUACCAUCCAUCAUUCCUUCAAUUCUGACCAGUUUCCCAGUCCCUGCCGAUGAAAAACAUCCCCACAGCUUGAUGCUGCCACCACCAUGCUUCACUGUGGGGAUGAUGUUCUCGGGGUGAUGAGAGGUGUUGGGUUUGCGCCAGACAUAACGUUUUCCUUGAUGGCCAAAAAGCUCAAUUUUAGUCUCAUCUGACCAGAGUACCUUCUUCCAUAUGUUUGGGGAGUCUCCCACAUGCCUUUUGGCAAACACCAAACGUGUUUGCUUAUGGAUUUAAUGGUGCUCCAUGGGAUGUUCAAAGUUUCUGAUAUGUUUUUAUAACCCGACCCUGAUCUGUACUUCUCCACAACUUUGUCCCUGACCUGUUUGGAGAGCUCCUUGGUCUUCAUGGUGCCGCUUGCUUGGUGGUGCCCCUUGCUUAGUGGUGUUGCAGACUCUGGGGCCUUUCAGAAUUGGUGUAUAUAUACUGAGACCAUGUGACAGAUCAUGUGACACUUAGAUUGCACACAGGUGGACUUUAUUUAACUAAUUAUGUGACUUCUGAAGGUAAUUGGUUGCACCAGAUCUUAUUUAGUGGCUUCAUAGCAAAGGGGGUGAAUACAUAUGCAUGCACCACUUUUCCAUUAUUAUUUUUUUUAGAAUUUUCUGAAACAAAUUAUUUUUUUCAUUUCACUUCACCAAUUUGGACUAUUUUGUGUAUGUCCAUACAUGACAUCCAAAUAAAAAUCAAUUUAAAUUACAAGUUGUAAUGCAACAAAAUAGGAAAAUCGCCAAGGGGGAUGAAUACUUUUGCAAGGAACUGUAUACAUACUGUACAUGACCAUCUUUGAUAUGUAAAUCUCUAUGGGGAAAUUCUUAUCGUAUUGGACGUAAAUACACUUGUAAACCUUUUUGUGUGUGCAUGCCUGCAUGUGUGUCCUACAGGUAAAGGAGGAUGAAGCAGAGGAGAGGGGUCGUAUCCUGGUUUCUUUAACCUACAGCACCCAGAAGGGUCGUCUGAUAGUGGGAGUGGUGCGCUGUGCUCACCUGGCAGCUAUGGACUCUAACAGAUACUCAGACCCCUUCAUCAAGAUGUACGUGUUCUAUUCAUCUAGCCACAGUAUCUAUCUAUCUAUUCUCAGAACCCUUCGUCAAGAUGUACAGUGGGGGAAAAAAGUAUUUAGUCAGCCACCAAUUGUGCAAGUUCUCCCACUUAAAAAGAUGAGAGAGGCCUGUAAUUUUCAUCAUAGGUACACGUCAACUAUGACAGACAAAAUGAGAAUUUUUGUAGGAUUUUUAAUGAAUUUAUUUGCAAAUGAUGGUGGAAAAUAAGUAUUUGGUCAAUAACAAAAGUUUCUCAAUACUUUGUUAUAUACCCUUUGUUGGCAAUGACACAGGUCAAACGUUUUCUGUAAGUCUUCACAAGGUUUUCACACACUGUUACUGGAAUUUUGGCCCAUUCCUCCAUGCAGAUCUCCUCUAGAGCAGUGAUGUUUUGGGGCUGUCGCUGGGCAACACGGACUUUCAAGUCCCUCCAAAGAUUUUCUAUGGGGUUGAGAUCUGGAGAUUGGCUAGGCCACUCCAGGACCUUGAAAUGCUUCUUACGAAGUCACUCCUUUGUUGCCCGGGCGGUGUGUUUGGGAUCAUUGUCAUGCUGAAAGACCCAGCCACGUUUCAUCUUCAAUGCCCUUGCUGAUGGAAGGAGGUUUUCACUCAAAAUCUCACGAUACAUGGCCCCAUUCAUUCUUUCCUUUACACGGAUCAGUCGUCCUGGUCCCUUUGCAGAAAAACAGCCCCAAAGCAUGAUGUUUCCACCCCCAUGCUUCACAGUAGGUAUGGUGUUCUUUGGAUGAAACUCAGCAUUCUUUGUCCUCCAAACACGACGAGUUGAGUUUUUACCAAAAAGUUAUAUUUUGGUUUCAUCUGACCAUAUGACAUUCUCCCAAUCCUCUUCUGGAUCAUCCAAAUGCACUCUAGCAAACUUCAGACGGGCCUGGACAUGUACUGGCUUAAGCAGGGGGACACGUCUGGCACUGCAGGAUUUGAGUCCCUGGCGGCGUAGUGUGUUACUGAUGGUAGGCUUUGUUACUUUGGUCCCAGCUCUCUGCAGGUCAUUCACUAGGUCCCCCCGUGUGGUUCUGGGAUUUUUGCUCACCGUUCUUGUGAUCAUUUUGACCCCACGGGGUGAGAUCUUGCGUGGAGCCCCAGAUCGAGGGAGAUUAUCAGUGGUCUUGUAUGUCUUCCAUUUCCUAAUAAUUGCUCCCACAGUUGAUUUCUUCAAACCAAGCUGCUUACCUAUUGCAGAUUCCCAGCCUGGUGCAGGUCUACAAUUUUGUUUCUGGUGUCCUUUGACAGCUCUUUGGUCUUGGCCAUAGUGGAGUUUGGAGUGUGACUGUUUGAGGUUGUGGACAGGUGUCUUUUAUACUGAUAACAAGUUCAAACAGGUGCCAUUAAUACAGGUAACGAGUGGAGGACAGAGGAGCCUCUUAAAGAAGAAGUUACAGGUCUGUGAGAGCCAGAAAUCUUGCUUGUUUGUAGGUGACCAAAUACUUAUUUUCCACCAUAAUUUGCAAAUUAAUUAAUUAAAAAUCCUACAAUGUGACUUUCUGGAUUUCUUUUCUCAAUAUGUCUGUCAUAGUUGACGUGUACCUAUGAUGAAAAUUACAGGCCUCUCUCAUCUUUUUAAGUGGGAGAACUUGCACAAUUGGUGGCUGACUAAAUACUUUUUCCCCCCACUGUACGUGUUCUAUUCAUCUAGCUACAGUAUCUAUCUAUCUAUUCUCAGAACCCUUCGUCAAGAUGUACAUGUUCUAACAUACCUCUCAACGUGACUGAUUUUGUUUCUUCUCUCUAAUAUCUCCUUUUCCUACAGCAGUAAAACAUUGAUGGAUGGAUGAAAUUAUUGGUUGAUUGAUUGAUUCUCUCCUGUGAUUGUGACCUGCAGCUGCCUGAAACCAGACAUGGGGAAGAAAGCCAAGAACAAGACCCAGAUCAAGAAGAAGACCCUCAACCCAGAGUACAACGAGGUUAGUGUCCCCUUCAUAUCUGUCUCUACCAACACAAUAUCUGGUUCAAGGCCAUUGUUUUAUUAAUACAGAGUCUAAUGGCAGUCUGUCUAUGCACUGAGAAAUGGAGUCUGAUGGCUGAAGUUGUUGCAGGAGUUCAGCUAUGAGAUCAAACAUGGUGAGCUGGCCAAGAAGAGCCUGGAAAUCUCAGUUUGGGACUAUGACAUGGGAACAUCCAACGAUUUCAUUGGUGAGUUGGGACUAUAACAUGGGCACAUCCAGUGAUUUUCAUUGGUGAGUUGAGAAAUCCAACAAUAUAAUUGGUGAGUUCAAUUGAGAUGGCAUAAUGAAUGUACUUGUAGUUACUGAUUUUUAUGUUUAACAAAUUAUAUUCUGCAGUUUUUAAGCCGACUUAAAAAUAAUAUGUUUAAAAACCUUCUUCUCCCCCUCCAGGAGGGUGCCAGCUGGGCAUCACAGCCAAGGGGGAGUGUCUGAAGCACUGGUACGAAUGUCUCAAGAACAAAGACAAAAAGAUUGAGCGCUGGCAACGACAACACCGUCAAAGACACGGACGACUGAGACAUGACCUCUUCCUCCUCCUCCCGCUUCCUCUUCUUUCUCUUCCUCCUCCUCCCUCCUAA